This is a messenger RNA of Geodia barretti, 659 nucleotides long. The record is from the annotation of a GenBank genome assembly. Lineage: Eukaryota; Metazoa; Porifera; Demospongiae; Tetractinellida; Geodiidae.
AUGCUGACUACUAAGUACUCAAACAAGAUGAUUGAUGUGCCUUCCAGGUUGUCUGGCAACAAACAUCUUCCUGAGAUGGUGCACGAGUAUAACCAGCAUAUGAUGGGUGUCGACAGGAUGGAUCAGAUGAUGGCGUACUACGCUUUUCAGCGGAAGUCCAUCAAAUGGUGGCGCAAGGUUUUCUUCUGGUUGUUGGAGGUAGCAGUAAACAAUGCACAUGUACUGUACAAGUCACACACCAGCAGCUCUCGGAAGAUGUCACUGAAAGAGUUCAGGAGAGAAUUGGCCGUUCAGCUGUGCCGAGGGGUUGUGCAGGAAGAUAGUUUGGGGUACCAACGAAUGGACCAGAGUGUCGAGAGACUUCGAGGGCGGCACUUCCCUGAUCAAGGCAGGAAGAGGAGAGAUUGCCGUGUCUGCAGUGACCGCUGCUCUGUGGGGGGAAGAUCACUGGUGAAGUCAUUUUGCAGCACAUGCUCUGACAAGCCAGCACUGUGUAUGGGAGACUGCUUUCUCACCUACCACACCCGGACUAACCUCAAAUAACCGGUGCUUUCUCUACCCGCCUAGUUCUACCAGAAUAUAUAUACCUACGCACACAUUCAUUGGAUAUACACGAGAAACAAGUAUCUUUUACCUCUGAGACUUUCUUGAAGGAUUGA